UUCUUGCAAGAAAGAAGAGAGAAAGGCCAGAAAGGUCCAGCCAGAGUCUGGGAGUGUCAGAUUUCAAACUCAGCAUUAGCCACUCAGAGAGCAGUGCCAUGUUGGGGGCCUACCUCAGACUCCUGAUCUGUGCGCUGUGCAGUGCGUGGAGUGUGAACACCAUCGUUGCCUACCCUGACACCUCACCACUGCUCAGCUCCAGCUGGGGCGGCCUGACUCACCUGUACACUGCCACAGCCAGAAACAGCUACCACCUGCAGAUCCACAGGGAUGGCCAUGUGGAUGGCACACCCCAUCAAACCAUCUACAGUGCCUUGAUGAUCAGGUCAGAGGAUGCAGGCUUCGUGGUUAUAACAGGUGUGAUGAGCCGGAGGUUCCUCUGCAUGGAUUUCAGAGGCAACAUUUUCGGAUCACAUCACUUCAGCCCCGAGAACUGCAGGUUCCUCCAGCGGACGCUGGAGAACGGCUACGACGUCUACCUGUCCCCGCAGCACCACUUCCUAGUGAGCCUGGGCCGAGCCAAGAGGGCGUUCCUGCCAGGUACCAACCCGCCGCCCUUCUCGCAGUUCCUGUCGCGCAGAAACGAGAUCCCGCUGCUGCACUUCCACACCCCGCGGCCGCGGAGACACACGCGCAGCGCGGAGGACGAGCCCGAGCGCGACCCACUCAAAGUGCUCAAGCCGCGGCCCCGCGCCACUCCCGCGCCCGCAUCCUGCUCGCAGGAGCUGCCGAGCGCCGAGGACGGCGGCCCAGCGGCCAGCGACCCCCUGGGGGUGCUGCGGGGCCGGGUGAACCCGCACGCGGGAGCCGGGGGAGCGCAUCGCUGCCGUCCCUUCCCCAGGUUCAUCUAGGGAAACCCAGCCUCGGUCCUUCAGGCCGUUCAGUCAUCCUCAAAGGCCAGAGGGUGGGGUGGCCUGGGGACCCCCACUUCUCUCCCCUUCCGGUCCCCAGCUUCGCCCUGAGAGUCACAUGUGAGGCCCUAGACAGACACCACCAUUCCUAAUAAGACCCCAACAGGGCUAGACACUUGCCCUCCCCAUCUUCUUACCCCAUCAUCCAUCCAUCGUACAUUUAGCAUUGAGAAACAGCAAAGGGCCAGGCGUGGUGGCGCGCGCCUUUAAUCCCAGGCAGAGACCCGUAUAACUAUGUGAGUUCGAGGCCAGCCUGGUCUACAUAGCAACUUCCAGGUCACUUAAAGAAAAAGAAAGAAAAGAAAACAGCAAUGGCUCAGCGGGUUCACACCCUGGACACAGGGAAGAGGCUUUCCCUGCAGCCUCACCAAGCUUGGCCCAAAUGGCCUCACAGGGCAGGCCAAUGAAAACACCGAUUUCAAACUUGUUCUGCUGAAAGCAUCCCAGAGCUUUCGAAAUAGAUGGGCGGUGGGGUGGCCAGAAAAGAACACGAGGUAAAUCCAAACGGGGUUCCUUCUGGGACUCUUUCUAGAAAGCGCAACCUCCUUGCAGAGUGGGCACUCUGUGCCAGAUUCAGAGUCAAGACUGACCCUGCGCUGUUUCCACUUGGCUGCUGUCAGACGGACCCUUUCGGCCCUGGCUUUCUGAACUUGUCCUUACUGGGGGAAAAAUCUGCCUUGCUUAAAUGUGUGCAAAAUGCAAAUGCAUGAACUCUCCCCAAAGAGGCAUUUUUAAUUAAGCCUCUUCUCGCAGGUUAGUAGUUAUACUUUCUGGGUGAAUUGUGAAAAUGUGGCUUGGGAGGGGUCCUUGAGACCCUGGGGAUGCUCUGGGCUAGGUUUUCUGUGUACAGAAAAAGCACUUCCUUUCCCCACCCCACCCCCUAGUGAAAUGAAAGCAAGGACUCAUGGGAAAAGAAACCAGUUUCCAGCGGACCAAGCUGCGGGACAGUGACUAUAGCAUUAAAGAGCUCUUGGGCCUCGAUCUGCAUGGAAACUCUUGGGGUAUUAAAGAAACAUUUUCAGUCCCAGAAACUGGGCCAUCCUGGGGCAACCGAGGCCUCAGCAUGAACAAACUGCAAGCAAGUGUUAGGCAGGGUCUUAGGCUUAACCCGUGACAGUCUUUCAACCCAGAUCACCCUUUUCUACCUCUACUUAAAUGAUCACCUAAAGUGCAGAAUACUUGCAAGUGAGUCAAUUCAGACAGCUUUUUGUUUUUCACUGUCAUGUACACAGACUAAGAAAUGGAUCCAUUCUUUAGUUUAUCAGAGAAUAUGGGACAACUGUUCGCACCUGAUGGUUUUACUAGCUCCGACUUCUCCGAAAUACUCAAACUAUACGUAGCAGUAGAUACCCACACACUGCAAAUAUUUUCUUUACUGAUUUUCAUUUCCUGUUGGGGAUAUUAUUUUGUACAGUAGCUGCUGGAGACAACUACAUGAAAAAAGGGAAAAAAAAUCCCCAAAGAACUUUGGUAGCAAACUGGUUGUAAACUCACAAGAUCAACACCACCAUCUGGGGCUUUCUUUCUGUGGAGCCAAGAUGAACCCUGUAUCUUAAGUCCUUUAGCAUGUGGCAAUAUUUAUUUAUUUAUUUGGAAGAUUUUGCCCGUCACUCUAUAUUUAUGGAUAUUUAUAAAAUGCAAUCCCACAGUUUUCCUUCUGUUUAAAAUAAAAAUAAAGUUUAUCUCAGCUUCUG
Messenger RNA from Nannospalax galili (Upper Galilee mountains blind mole rat), 2605 nucleotides. It is a transcript of the gene Fgf23, whose product is annotated as fibroblast growth factor 23. Gene Ontology annotation, molecular function: type 1 fibroblast growth factor receptor binding; growth factor activity. Gene Ontology annotation, cellular component: cytoplasm. NCBI's taxonomy places the organism in Eukaryota, Metazoa, Chordata, Mammalia, Rodentia, Spalacidae. The record is from RefSeq and is a predicted model, not a curated record. Gene Ontology annotation, biological process: positive regulation of protein phosphorylation; positive regulation of cell population proliferation; regulation of cell migration. The transcript has 3 exons. Bases 99 to 851 code for a protein of 250 amino acids.